Dendrobium catenatum is the source of this 1049-nucleotide messenger RNA. RefSeq lists its product as uncharacterized. The transcript is spliced from 2 exons. The record is from RefSeq and is a predicted model, not a curated record. Bases 151 to 825 code for a protein of 224 amino acids. NCBI's taxonomy places the organism in Eukaryota, Viridiplantae, Streptophyta, Magnoliopsida, Asparagales, Orchidaceae.
CUCGCGCAUUCGGUUUCGCCGCCGACUACUCAAAACCCCAGCGGUGGUUGCCGCCGUCAGCGAUCACUUGCCACCGACAAAGCCGUGUGAUUCAGAUCGCUUAUCCUCCUUUCCCCUUCGCAUGGUUGGUUAGUUCUCGACGGUCUCGGCAUGGCGGCUGCCGCGCCUCAGCGAGGGAAGUCCCAAUCUAACCUUCUGCAUCGCGAUUUCUCCUCGCCGGUUCUGAAGUCUUGGGGAAGCCAGAGGCAUAUACGGUACGACGGCGUAGAUGGGAGCGGAGAGGGAGUAGCCGGAGAGCAUAGAUCGGCGUUGCCGUCGCCGGCGAGGGAUUGCUCCCGGCGAUUCUCAAGGAUAGGGGCUCCGAAGAUUGGCUACAUCGACGAGGAUGGUGGGUUGGCGGAGUUCCGGGAGAAGCUCAUGGGGCAUCUUCGGGAGGCCGCCGACAAAAUGAAACUCGAUGUUCCUACCAUUAAACCGGCGUCCUCCAUCGCCGUGACGGAGCCGGAGAUCAUACCGUCCUCCUCCGCUGCUGAGACGUCGAUCCCGUGGAAUCUCAGGAAGAGGAGGGCUCCGCCGGCGAAGGCUGCGGACAGGAACGUCCGACUGAGGUCGGAGGUUGAGGAGAAGAAGGAACCAAAGAAGUUCUCCAUCUCGCUCUCCAAGGAAGAGAUUGAGGAGGACAUCUUUGCCCUAACGGGAUCUCGUCCUCGCCGCCGGCCAAAGAAACGGCCGAGGAAUGUCCAGCGGGUGCUCGACGCCCUCUUCCCGGGGUUGUCUCUGUCGGAUAUCAGUAUCACACCGGAGUUGUACAGGGUCCCGGAAUAAUCCUUCGCCGGCGAGGUUAUCCUCACCAUCCGGUGACCGUAUCACACACCCCUCUUUUUACAAAUCCUAUUAUUUAUAUACAGCAAUUAGGAUUGUUUCAGAACUAUUCUUCCAUGUAGAAGAUAACAGUCCUUCUGUAUCGUUUGCAUUUGAAUUUCUCCAUAUGCGUUAUGAACUACCUUUUUAUAAAAAAAAAAAGGAAAAAUCGCUUCUUUUUAUAUUUA